Messenger RNA from Coregonus sp. 'balchen', 811 nucleotides. The record is from the annotation of a GenBank genome assembly. NCBI's taxonomy places the organism in Eukaryota, Metazoa, Chordata, Actinopteri, Salmoniformes, Salmonidae.
GUUGUCACUGCAAUCCUGGGAGAAGAUGCAGUCUUAAACUGUGAACUCAUGAAACCCAAAGAAGUGCAGCAAGUAACCUGGCAAAAAUUGACACCAGGGGCGAAUGAAAAUGUGGCCACCUACAGUAAACGCGGUCCCAAUGUCAACCUACAUUUUAAGGGGAAAGUGGAGUUUGAAGACGAGGGACUGCAGAACUGCUCUAUCAUCAUCAGAGGAGUGUCAAGAGGAGACGAGUGCUGCUACAAGUGUCUGUUUAACACCUUUCCAGAUGGACCUAUCAGCGGAACGACCUGCCUCCAAGUAAAUGGUAAGAACUGAUAACAUAAUGUACUGUACAACUUCUUCAGACCUUCAGGCAGCCAUUUUAUCAGAUCAUACAUCCAAAGUCUUGCAAACAUUUAUCAAAAUGGAAUCAUUUAGUAAAUCAUGUAAAUGGAAUCAUUUAGUAAAUCAUGUACAUGAAAACAUUAUAGUAUUUACAUUUACUGUGAUCUGUGUCUGUUGUUGUCCUAUAGAGCUGUAUGGACCCUCACUCCUCAUCACACAAACCAACAACAGUCACACCACUCUGUCCUGUUCUGCUACUGGACGACCUGCUCCUAUAGUGACCUGGGAUGACAUGAUGAUAGAACAUUCCACCACGGUCGAUGUCACCCAUCCCAAUGGAACUAUCACUGUGACAACUACUGCAACAGUGGCAGUGGCCAGUCUAACUGACAAAGAGGUUAGGUGUGUUGUGUCACUGUCCUUCAGUGAUGUCACCAAGAAUGCUUCCAUGGUGAUUCCAGCUAGUGAUCAAGCUUCAAUUACU